AUGACCCCAAAAAGCGAUUGGAAGGCCUCAAACUGCCAUCUUCAAAUCUUAAAAGCCGCCGAGGAAGGCCACUACGGUGUCAUCGCUGCCAUCGCCUACAACAUUGAGCAGAUCCUCGGUCUCGUCCGUGCCGCCGAAAAGGCUCGAUCUCCCCUCAUCCUUCAGUUCUUCCCAUGGGCCAUCCGGUUCUCAGAUGGACUCUUGAUACGGACGGCCGCGGACGCUGCUAAGCGAGCCAGUGUGCCAGUGUCUGUCCAUCUUGACCACGCACAAGAUGAGGCCGUCAUCAAGCUUGCGGCGGAUACGCUACCGUUCGAUAGCAUCAUGGUCGAUAUGUCUCAUUACGAAAAGGAGGAUAAUCUAAGAAAGACGGCCAAGUGGGUGUUGUAUUGCAAUGACAGGCAGAUUGCGACCGAGGCCGAGCCUGGCAGGAUUGAGGGUGGCGAAGACGGCGUUACUGAUACGGCAGGGCUCGAGGCCAGUAAGACGACUCCAGAAGAGGUUGAACAAUUCAUCGCGACGGGUGUCGACGUGCUGGCUCCCGCAUUUGGCAACGUGCACGGCGAAUACGGGCCGCAGGGGCCUCAGCUGGACUUUGAGAGUUACUCACUGGUUUCCAGGUUCAAUUCUGUCAAGGCACAGCUCAACAAGAGAGCACAUGUGGCUCUCCAUGGCACCAACGGCUUUCCGCCCGACUUGAUGCGCCAAUGCAUCAAAGCCGGGGCAACCAAGAUCAACGUCAAUAGGGCCGUCCUCGACGACUACUACGCCCACUUCCGAGCCGAUAAUUCCAGGGCCAAGCUUCAUACAGUUCUUAUGGAGGAGGGCGUGGAGAAGGUGAUGAACCAGACGAUCGAGUGGAUGGAGAUUGUUGGUUCAGCGGGUAAAGUGCCUUCUACGUAG
Fusarium vanettenii 77-13-4 is the source of this 903-nucleotide messenger RNA. RefSeq lists its product as uncharacterized. Gene Ontology annotation, biological process: carbohydrate metabolic process. The transcript has 2 exons. The coding region runs from base 1 to 903 and encodes 300 amino acids. Gene Ontology annotation, molecular function: zinc ion binding; aldehyde-lyase activity. Lineage: Eukaryota; Fungi; Ascomycota; Sordariomycetes; Hypocreales; Nectriaceae. The record is from RefSeq and is a predicted model, not a curated record.